AUGACAGUUGACAGCACGCCAUCAUUGCAGUGAUUGUGAUUGUUCUUAUGCCGAUUAUUUGUUAAAAUUGAUGAUUUAAACCCUUUUUUGUUGUGUAGAAGAUGACGGACAAAUCCAACCAAGAUGAGGGCAAUAAUGUCCCUUUAAUAGAUAAUACAUUAAUUGUUGAUAUUUCUGAUGCUCUUAGUGAAAAAGAUAAAGUUAAAUUUACUGUACAUACUCGCACUACCAUGAAGAAUUUUCAAAAACCAGAAUUCUUGGUUGUUCGGCAACACGAGGAAUUUAUAUGGUUACAUGAUCGGUAUGAGGAGGAUCCGAAGUAUGCAGGGUAUAUUAUACCGCCGCCACCACCCCGUCCAAAUUUUGAUGCCUCACGUGAAAAACUCCAACGUUUAGGAGAAGGUGAAGGGACGAUGACUAAAGAGGAAUUUACAAAAAUGAAGCAAGAAUUGGAAGCUGAAUAUCUAGCAACCUUUAAAAAAACCGUUGCAAUGCAUGAAGUAUUUCUUACACGUCUUGCCAGUCAUUCUGUAUUUAGAGAAGAUUCUCAUUUACACGUUUUUUUGGAGUACGACCAAGACCUAUGUGCUCGCCCCAAGGGAAAAUUACAACAACUUGGUGGUUUAGUUAAAUCAAUUGGAAACACUACUGAUCAGUACUAUCUUAACGCCACUGUUCGAGAUGUAAAUGACUUUUUUGAACAACAAAUGAAUUCGUUAACUGAGUAUCACAAUCAACUAAAAGAAGCUACUCAUCGAACUGAUAAAAUGACUGAAAAACACAAAGAACUAGCUGACAGUUACAUCAAGAUCUCUGGUGGUGUGCUACAACUUGCCAAUAAUGAUCCUGGGCCAUUGGAUAAAUUUUUGGCCAAAGUAUCUGAUACAUUUGAAAGAGCAAGAAAAAUUGAAAGUAGAGUAGCUAGUGACCAAGAUUUAAAACUAGCCGAUACUCUACGGUACUACAUGAGAGAUAGUCAGGCCGCACGAGCUUUACUAGUUAGGCGACUAAAAUGUUUGGUGAAUUAUGAGAAUGCCAAUAGAACCUUGGAGAAAGCCAGACAUAAAAAUAAGGAUAUUCAUGCGGCGCCUGAAGUACAAGAGGCAGAAGCAGCGCAGUCUCAAGCUUGUGAGCAAUUUGAAGCAAUUUCUGCACAAGCGAAAGAAGAGUUACUAGAUUUUAAAACGCGAAGGCUGCAUGCAUUUAGGAAGAGUUUAAUUGAAUUGGCCGAACUCGAAGUAAAGCAUGCAAGAACACAACAAGAUCUGCUGAAAAAGUCGGUUCAAAGUUUGAGGGAAUUACUUUAAUCUUGGUGAUAUCUUUUAUAUAUUUUUGUUCCACUAUUUUGUUCACACAUUCCUUUUUUUAUUUUUUCCUAAUAAGGAGUGUUCUGCUUUAUUGCUAUAAAACUCGUAUUGUUUUGGUUAUAUCAAAUUCUAUAAUUAUUACAUAAAGAUAACGUAUCAUAUAUUGUAUGUUGUUUAUAUUUGAAUAAAAAUUAAAGUUUUCUAAAAAAGAAAUAUUAAAUCGC
This is a messenger RNA of Zophobas morio, 1531 nucleotides long. RefSeq names its product sorting nexin-6 (gene Snx6). Gene Ontology annotation, biological process: phagosome-lysosome fusion involved in apoptotic cell clearance. The transcript is spliced from 9 exons. Bases 102 to 1307 code for a protein of 401 amino acids. The record is from RefSeq and is a predicted model, not a curated record. Gene Ontology annotation, molecular function: phosphatidylinositol binding. NCBI's taxonomy places the organism in Eukaryota, Metazoa, Arthropoda, Insecta, Coleoptera, Tenebrionidae.